This is a messenger RNA of Apiotrichum porosum, 1638 nucleotides long. RefSeq names its product Chitin synthase, class 5 (gene CHS5). Gene Ontology annotation, cellular component: trans-Golgi network; exomer complex. Gene Ontology annotation, biological process: conjugation with cellular fusion; Golgi to plasma membrane transport. The coding region runs from base 1 to 1638 and encodes 545 amino acids. The record is from RefSeq and is a predicted model, not a curated record. Gene Ontology annotation, molecular function: protein dimerization activity. The transcript has 6 exons. Lineage: Eukaryota; Fungi; Basidiomycota; Tremellomycetes; Trichosporonales; Trichosporonaceae.
AUGGAAAAGUUCACGUUCACCUUGGGCAAGCUGGACGCAGGAAUGGCCAUUCUCCUUGGUCCCAACGCCCAUCUUCUCGAGUUUCCCUCUCUCCUGCUUCCCUCCCCGUCUCCCGAUGACCCUCCGCUCGGCCCCGGCUCCAUCCUGACCAUCACGGUCGCUCGUGACCUCGAGGCCGAACGUGAGAGGGCCAACGCGUUUGACGCACUGCAAGAAUCCAUUCUUGAAGCGUACGGCGCCCGUGCCCCGGCCAACCCGGUCCUCAAGCUUCAGAAUGUCACCCAGACCAGCGUGUGCCUUGAGUGGGACCACCUUGAACUCGGAAGCGCGACGUUCCGUGGUCUUGAGAUGUACCGCAACGGCCAGCGUUGGGGUCGUAUCGGCGGUGAUGCUGGACCCAAGGACGAAGCGCGCGAGUGGAAAACUGGAGGUCUGCAGAGCGGAGAGGAGUACACCUUCCAGCUUGUCCUCAAGACCACUGCCGGGACGUACGCCUCCAACCUGAUUCGCGUUCGCACCCACACCAUGGACAACCUCACUGGACUGUAUAUUACCUUUGGCACAAUCCAGCCCCCUUCCCUUGUCAAGCAGCUGCGUGGCUGCCUGGAGGAGAUUGGUGCCCGUGAGGCCGCCCAGGUCCAGCUCGCCACCACCCACUUUGUCUGCACAUCGCCUGUCGCCGAGUCAUCUGGAGUCGCGCAUGCUGAUGAAGGAUACGAGAAGGCAAUGGCAGCCAAUCUGCCCGUUGUCGGCCCCGGAUGGCUUCUGGCCGUUGCGGCGGAGCGAAGACUCGUACCCAUUGCCAAUUAUCUGCUCCCUGCCCCGUCCGCUAGCCACUACUCGAGCACAGAUCAAGUGGUGAAUCAGAAGCGGGCGUCACUUCCUACAGGUGCUUCUCCCAGUGGCAGCAGUGGCCAACCGCAACAACAGCAGCAGACCUUGGUCAGGUCCCCAAGCCCGGAAACUAUUGCUCGAAUGAGCCAGACUGGCCCAGCCAUGAGCCCAUCGUCCCGCACCGAGUCGUUUGAGAACCGACGUGUCGCUCAAGACGCUCUCGCCGAGUCCGAGUCCAAGAACCCGCUUCAUGUCCGGCCCCGUAGCCCUCGGCCACAGUCCGACGGCCGCCUGGAUCGCAGCUUCAAGUUCCCUGUCGCUGGUUCCAACAAGAAUGGCCAGACGGACGUGAGCGAGUCGGAUGUGCCCCUCAAAUCGCCACCGAUGAGCACUCCAGUUGUCCACAUUCAAGCCCCAAGCACGGAUGGCCCCAUCUCAGCCCCAGUCGGUUACACGCCGGCCGAGGAGACUGAGCCGGUGAAGGAGGAGGCCGAGGAGGAUGUGGUCAAUGAGACCGUCACGGCGCCUGAGAUCCCCGAAGACGACCCGCCUUCGUACACACAGGAACAAGUCGAGGAAGAGACAACCAACGAGGAGCCGGUCAACGGGUCAACGCCCGACGAACCGACCAACUCAACGGUGGCCGAGGCCCAGCAGCCAGCUGAGGAAGCCCCAUCCGCUGUCGAAGAGGUUAACGACACCGAUACCAAGACCAAGGCCGCCGACGUGGAGGUGGAUACCGGUUCCCAGGAGCCAGAGGACGACGAUAAUGGCCAGAACAUGACCGAGGUGGACCUGAACUAG